AUGCAUAAUCAAUAAAAUAGCCCAAAUAAAUGUCCCUCAUAAGCAAUUAGAUUUAGCAAAGAAUUAUUAGCUUAUCUAAAAGUGAUAAGAACAUUCUUGAAAUCUAGUUUUUUAUUUUAAAAUAUCAAAAUAGUAUAAACGCAGAUUAGCAAAGAAGAUAAAGUACGCUUAUAUAAAGGAUUUACUUAAAGCAUAUAAAAAAUGCCUAUUAAUUAUAAAAAAGUCAAGAGAAAUCCACUAAAUAAUCAUUAAAGACAUUAUACAAGACAUUCAACAUAUUUUACUUGGAAUAAUAAAGAUCAGAGAUCAAGUAGAAUUUAGAAGAAUAAAGCAGAACAAUUCCUUUAUAAAAUGUAAAGUCAAAUCAAUUUAAAAAAGGAAUAUUUUAUAUUACAAAAUUGCCAAAAUGUUAGAAUGAUUAAAAGUAAUUACUCAUAUUUAUUAAUUUUAAUAGCAAUUAUAUCUUAAAUUUAUCUACCUAUGUAUUUAUUUUUAUGUCUGUCUAAUACAUUUUUAUUUGCAGUUGUAGUUGUUGUCUUUCUGUUCUUAAUCAAAUGA
This is a messenger RNA of Tetrahymena thermophila SB210, 558 nucleotides long. Its product is annotated as transmembrane protein, putative. The transcript has 2 exons. NCBI's taxonomy places the organism in Eukaryota, Ciliophora, Oligohymenophorea, Hymenostomatida, Tetrahymenidae. The record is from RefSeq and is a predicted model, not a curated record.